AUGGCGCCACCUUCACUCAGCAGCCCAACGAGCAAGGCGCCCUCAACCCACUUCAGUAUCUAUACAGAACUCGUCUCAUUCAAGAUCGAAGGGAUCUUGUUUACUGUUCCACGAGAGCCUUUUGACAGUUUGUCUCCAGGGUUUGUUAGCAGGUAUGCAGACCCAGCGAAGGGUGUAACAGGAAGUGAGGAGCAACCUAUCGUUCUCGGUGGCGUCAAGGCUGCCGAGUUUCAACUCAUCAUUUCUCUUUUGUUUUCGAGUAAUGGGUGGAUUCAAGGGGACCCUCCGCCGAUCAAAGACAUCCGCGACUGGAUAACUAUCCUGAAAUUAUCCACCAAUUGGGGAAUGACCAAGACCUUUCGCCCAACGCUCCCUACCAAGAUCCAACUCGCAAGGCAGUACCAUGUUCCCACCUGGUUUCUCGAGGGUGCCAAAACCCUCGCCGAAUCACCCGACCUGUGUGGAUUCCCACUCGAGAAACUGGCUAGCUACAUCGGGUGGGAGACGAUCGCGCGGAUAACCUCCCUCGGUAUCAGCUACAAGGCUGCGCCCGUCAGCGCACUACCCGCAUCCGGGGAGCUCUCGAUCCCAAUCGACAAGCUUCACUGCAAGAACCCGAAAUGCGCUCAUCCGUUCAGCCGAGGUACUUGCUCGAUGGACCACUCUCGUCUUCUCCCUACUCCUCCUACUUCUAUGUUUGGCGGUGCCACAAGUCCACCCGCCAAGUUUGGAAGCCCGUCGUUUGGCACUCCCGGGGGCGUGAUGCAGUUCAAACCCAACCCAUUCGCCAACCUCGAUGCUCGGGAACCCACACCAUCUGUGACGCUGGAAUGGUCCUUUGUUCACAGCCACGUCCAGAAACAAUCUACCUCUAUUCCCGUGGCAGACGUAGAAGCCGCCUUUGCCGCCGAAUUAAAGACUCUACGCAGAGCGUAA
This is a messenger RNA of Coprinopsis cinerea okayama7#130, 936 nucleotides long. RefSeq lists its product as hypothetical. The record is from RefSeq and is a predicted model, not a curated record. The transcript has 4 exons. NCBI's taxonomy places the organism in Eukaryota, Fungi, Basidiomycota, Agaricomycetes, Agaricales, Psathyrellaceae. Bases 1 to 936 code for a protein of 311 amino acids.